Molecule: messenger RNA, 851 nt
Organism: Salvia splendens (bonfire salvia)
Lineage: Eukaryota; Viridiplantae; Streptophyta; Magnoliopsida; Lamiales; Lamiaceae
Product: G-type lectin S-receptor-like serine/threonine-protein kinase At4g27290
Exons: 3
Coding region: 35-721 (228 amino acids)
Biological process (GO): protein phosphorylation
Cellular component (GO): plasma membrane
Molecular function (GO): ATP binding; protein serine/threonine kinase activity
Source: RefSeq, a predicted model, not a curated record
GCGUAUUUUGUUCGCUUAUUUUGCAGAUAAAGUCAUGAAAAAGAUGCUAGAUUGGCCGAGGUGCUUUAACAUCAUCAAUGGUAUUGCUCAGGGGCUUAUGUACCUCCAUCAAGAUUCUCGUCUCAGAGUUAUCCACAGAGACCUCAAAACUAGCAAUAUAUUACUAGAUUCAGAUAUGAAUCCCAAAAUAUCAGACUUUGGUCUUGCAAGAACAUUUGGAGGCAACGAGACAGGUGCCAACACAAGCCGAGUAGUAGGGACAUAUGGAUACAUGUCCCCAGAGUAUGCUGUAGACGGCAUGUUUUCAGUGAAAUCAAAUGUGUUUAGCUUUGGUGUUCUGGUGCUUGAAAUCAUCAGUGGCAUGAGAAACAGAGGAUUCACUCAGAAAAAUCACCGCUACAACCUUCUUGGACACGCAUGGAUGCUUUAUAAAGAAGAAAGGUCACUUGAAUUUGUCGACAAAUGUGUGGAAUAUUCAAGUUAUGUAUAUCAGGUUGUGCGAUCAAUCCAUGUCGGUUUUUUGUGCGUGCAAGAACAGACAGAAGAGAGGCCGAACAUGUCUUCAGUGGUUCUGAUGCUCAAUAAUGAUGGAGUGCUGCCUGAAUCCAAACAACCUAGCUUCUUCACAGGAAGAGAUAUAAAACCAAAUGAAACUUCCCAUAGCUCCAACACUGCAAGUUCCGUUAAUGCAAUAACCAUAUCGCUGCUAGAGGCUCGUUAACAAAUUCAAUGUAAAAGUUAUAGAUUGGGAAAUUGUGCAAACAUUUUUUUUGUGUACACCUUGUUGUUCAAAUUGUAGUUGAGAGGGAAACAUAGGAUCUAAAUGCUGGUGGAUAUCAAAUAACUUUAUC